AGUUCCGUUAAAAGGGAGGCAACUAACAAUAUUUUAUUGUAAUAAUAAUAAAAAUGGCUACUGCUGAGGAAGGGAAGACGCCUACCAAUUACCAAUAUCAGCCUCAGGGCCCAAGUAGUAAGGAUUCCUCUUCUGCUUAUUUGAUGUCCAUUGUUAGCACAUUGUCUUCAAGUGCUAAUUAUGAUCAAAGAGAAAAAGAAAAAACAAGAAUAGAAAAAGCUUUUAGAGAGAGUGACAAGAGGCUAGGGGAACUUGUAACAGAAAAUUACCAGGAUGUGACCAAGAUUUUACAAGCUUUCAAUGGGAUGACCAAAAGUAUCAAUGAAUCUCGUGAGAAGAUAAGAAAAAUAAAAGAAGAUUUAAAUUCUUGUAAAACCCUCCUUCAUUUUAAACGUGAUGAACUUCGCAAGUUGUGGAAAGAUGGUGUAGAACACAAAGCAGUUUUGUCCAUGUUGGAGCAAGUAGAACAAAUGAAGGAAGUCCAGGACAAGAUGAACACAUACAUGGCCAACAAACAUUACCUUCAUGCUACAGAUACCAUUGUACAAGCAGUGUCUAUGCUAGAAGGUCCUCUAAAUGGCAUUGAUGCCUUGCGUGAGGUUCGAGGUGAUCUUAUCAACAUUAAGGAGAAAAUGCAUGAAACUCUGAUUGAGGAGCUGAGCCGACAGAUCUACGAGAGAUCUCUGCCUUCCUCAAGUUUACAGCCUGGCAGUCUGAUGAGGUGGAGCAGGAAAGAUGCAACUGUUUGGGGGUGGUCUGAUGGUGUGGACUCUCCUAGAAGAGUUCCAAAACAGGACUCAGUUGAAUCUUCUAACAACAAAGCUUACACAGAAGUGAAAGAAGACUUGAACAGCAACCCAGAGGAAAACCUGACCAAGUUUAUUGCUAUUUUAACUGAAUCUCUCUUUGUGCUGAGAAAACUGCCAGAUGCAGUGGAGCGCAUAAAACUUGGCAUGAAAGGAAGUCUUCACAAGUUAAUCAACACAGCUACCCAACAGAUAGCUGAAAGCUCGGGCCAGCAGCUGGACUCCAUGGAGAAUCAUGUCCAGCCCAAGUACUUCAAUGAGCUGCUCAAGCUUGUGUUCCAGCACAGCCGAUGUGUAGCCCAGACCCACCAGACAUUUCUGGACCACGUACUCAAGUUAACUCCUUCACCUGGCAUUGACAAUGAGAAAUCAGGCAUGCCACUACAGAACCAUAUAAUGUACGACAUGAAAGAUGUCUGGUCGGAGAUUCAAGCCAGGCUCCAAAUUUUACUCAGUCAAUACCUGGAUGUCCCCAAUAGCAUGUUAUCUCGUCAACAAGUUCCCUCGGGGUUUGACCAGCCAACAAUGGACAUCAGCCAAUAUUUUAGCAAAAAGAAAGCUGGGAAAGCUAAAAAGGUUUCCUUGUUUAGGUUUGAUGCCUCCCAACAUGCCAUCAGUGUCACAAGCGCCAGACAGCAGAUACAGCAGCAGUACGAACAUGACACCCUUGGUUUACCUGACAGUUGGCACAUUAUAAAGGUGUGCAAACCUGGUGCUUUCAACAUCACAGCCAUCUAUAAACCACUGAGGUCAUUUAUCAGAGAGGUAGAAGAUAUUAUGCAAACUACCUCAGGACUUCAAGAAUUCAUCACAGACUUUGUUCAGAAUGUUUUUCUUGGCCAAGUUCAUAGCAAAGUGUCUGGAAGCAUUGACGCAGCAACUAGAGUGCAAAGAGAUGGUGACAGCCACUUGUGUUUUGAUGCCUUGCGUAAUGUAAUCGAUGAAAAACGUAGAAGAGAAUUAGGAGUGCCAAGGCCUUUACUACAAAGCACUGUGAUAGUGGACAGCUGUAUCCAAGAGUUACAGGACCUGAUGCACCACCUACCAGACUAUGCUGAUCAGUUCUUGAAUAUGAUUUGUAAUGUGCUCAGGGACUACAGGGAGAAGUGUCAUUCUGCAUACAGAGACAUUGUUCAGCAUGGAUCUGAUGAAAAAAGAAUAAUUAGUGCAAUGUGGGCUAAGGAUGAAGACAUCAGCAGAUUUUUAAGGUCACUUCCCAGCUGGAGGAGCCUACAGCCUCGCCAAGGGAAAGAACUAGAUCGCACCAUUUGUUCAGAGGAGGAGAUUAGGUCCCUUAACUCCAAAGAAUCUGUUAUUUUAAUCAGUAAUUUAUCUGGAGAUGAUGCUCUGAUCCCUCAGCAGGAGAUCAUCACAGACGUCACACAGAUGAGAACAGUGGCCAACCUUCACGAGAGUCUGGAAUGGUUUGCAGAUCGCCUUGAACAGUUUGCUGCCAGCCUGACCUCACAGAACAGUUUAAAUCCUGCCACAGAUGAGCUGCCUAUGGAGCUGCCACCAAUCUCUGACAAAACACUUCAAUCAUUAAAACAGUUGGUCCAAGAUUUUAAGGAUCUUGCAGAGAUUUGUCUGUUGCUUCUUCACCUAGAGGUCAGAGUUCACUGUUUCUAUUAUCUACUUCCAGUGGCCAAACAGUCCAACUAUGCUGGUCCUAUAGAUGACCUUGACCCUGACUCUAAUGUCCUGAAGCUCAACAAAGACCUAAGUGGCAUGGAAGAAAUGAUGACUCAAAGUUUACAGCCCAAAAAAUUCAAGUACAUAUUUGAGAGCCUGGGUUUUCUUGUGGCCUCCAUACUCAUCACAAGUGUUCAGUUCCUCAAGAAGAUAAACGAGAAUGGAAUCAAAAAGAUGUGUCGCAACAUACUGGCCAUCCAGCAGAACUUGACCAACAUAACUUUAGCCAGGGAGUCAGACCUGGAUAGGGCCAGACACUUCUAUGAGCUGUUGUACCUCAACCCUGAUGAUUUGAUCAACUCAGUAGCCGAGAAAGGUCCCCAGUUCAGCCUGAGUGAGUACAAGGAGCUCAUCCAACUCUACCAUCGCAGCUUUGCUGGCAACCCUGUCUCCCUUCAAGACGCCAGGAUGCAGCGGCUCCACAGUGUCAUGGAGAAAGGUCAAGAUGAGACCUUACAGUGAUACCAAGGUCAAGGUUACAGCUGUGCUUAUAACUUUCUUACUUUGUCUAGCCUAUUGCAAAUGUGGAUGUAAAACUGGAGAUGUGGUUGUAAAUAUAAACGUGUAGAGUCAUGUAAAUUGUAAACUUGAGGAUUUGGUGUAAAUAAAAUUUUGUCUUAAUG
Messenger RNA from Physella acuta, 3121 nucleotides. RefSeq names its product exocyst complex component 4. Lineage: Eukaryota; Metazoa; Mollusca; Gastropoda; Physidae. Gene Ontology annotation, biological process: Golgi to plasma membrane transport; exocytosis; chemical synaptic transmission. Gene Ontology annotation, cellular component: synapse; exocyst; growth cone membrane. The record is from RefSeq and is a predicted model, not a curated record.